Messenger RNA from Solenopsis invicta (red fire ant), 6271 nucleotides. Its product is annotated as transposable element P transposase. The transcript has 3 exons. The record is from RefSeq and is a predicted model, not a curated record. NCBI's taxonomy places the organism in Eukaryota, Metazoa, Arthropoda, Insecta, Hymenoptera, Formicidae. Bases 3922 to 5283 code for a protein of 453 amino acids.
AUGUUGUAGAGAGAGAGAGAGAGAGAGAGAGAGAGAGAGUAUGGAGAGGAGUAUGGGAAGCGAAGAGUAAUAAAUUUAAUAAAUAUAUUAUGUUUAUAUUAAAGUCUUUCGCACUAGAGAGAGAAAGGAUGCUCGAAAAACAAGAGCGAAAUAAAACGGUUGAUUCAGGACUUACUGCUUGCAGAUUGUAGUGUAAGUGUUGAUGUAGGUGAAUGUAAUUCUCUCGGAGCCGCAGGCCUUCAAACUGGGUCGGACUCAGCGGGAGAUGGUAGGUCCGGUCGGAGGCGUUCCGGGUGCGAUGCACAAUGGUCUGCAGAUCCCAACCAGGGACGUUUCAACUGACACUUUUUCCUCUCGACCGAGACUUGCGCUCCGUACGAGUUUAAAAACCGCGAUCCGAGAGUCACAGAACUCGGACAUACAAGAUGUCACGGAACUGUGAUUCGGAUGAACCAAAGAUCAAGACUAGAUUACCCGCUUCGCUAGAAGACGCACCUAUUUAUACUAUUUUUCAUCUAUGAUUCUCUUUGUCCCAUCGAGGGCCGUGUGCACCACUUUAUUCAUUAAUACACCCACGUGCAAUAUUUGUUUUUACGACUUUUUUAUAUUCCUCGGUAAUUGUUAUCCGAGAAAGCGGUAGGUUUGACAAUUGAACUCCCGGAAAGCAUUAAAUGUCAAAAUUCUUCGAUUUAUUGCUAUGCGGGUGUCGGACAUUCAGAACUCGAAGGAGUGCACACGUGCAUCUUCCAGCUCCCUGAUUUUACUAUCUUUGGUGUUUCCGGCGUCGAGCAACGGUCAUCACCUCAGAUCUCCAUAAUUGGUGAAUUUAUAACUACUUAAUUCGUAACAUCUGAUUAUUACCGUGAGAGUCACCGUAUUCUUGGAAUCGGGGUGAGAUCACCGCCGCUCGGCCCCGUUAAUUAGAGGAGACUCGGGCAAAAGAAAUCGUUUGUUUUCAAAUGGCUAUAAUUCUAUGUUUAAAUUAUCAAAUUUGCAAAAUAAUUAUACUAAAAUGUAGCUUGAAGUCUCUACUUUCUGAAACUGACGUUGAAUUUUGCAUAAAAUUAAUUUUAACUACCCUCACAUGACUUUUACGACGACACCUUUUUUUAGACACUUUUCAAAACACCCGGGCAAAAGGAAUCUCCAACUCGGGCAAAAGGAAUCGCCUAAAAAAAUUACUAAAAAUUAUUAAAAAAUGGACUUUAAAAGUGAAAAACUUUAUUAAUCUGACAGAUAUUGAAAAUAAGUAACAAAAUUAAACAUAGUUUUGAAAGGAAUGAUUAGGAAAAUUACGAAAUUAAGGUAUCUAUUACAAUUCUUGGCAGAAAUCGCAUACAUAGAAACCUAUAACUCGUACACGCUUCAUGAACCCGGUAUAACACGUACACGCUUCAUGAAUCAUAAAAAAACCAUCUAAAAAUGAAAACCAGUAGCCUAGGUACACUAUUAAUGCAAGCUAAGGUAACAUGUUAGCGAUUCCUUUUGCCCGAUUCCUUUUGCCCAAAACAACAUGCUUUCAUUACUUAUAUAAUGAUGCUAUCACUAAUUAAUUUAUGCAAAAUAACUUUGGUAUUUUCUGAAACUAGACAAAAUUUCCUUUACUUUGAUAUAUUAUUUACUUUCGUAGCAGUUAUAGUUUUCAAAUCAUUCGAACAUUAAAAAACGUAAAUCUUGAACAAUGAUAGCACAUAAACACAUUGUAUAACAUAAAUAACGUUCACGCUAAGCUGUUGAAAGUUUUAUGGUUGCAAAAUAUUCCGCAUUCGCAGCACUAUCGAAUGACAGUGUUACCAACUUCCUGACAUUAAUAAAAAAAAGUUGUUUCGAGUUUUCUUUUUGCCCGGGCGAUGCCUUUUGCCCGAGUCUCCCCUAGAAUAUCCGCUGGUUGCGAAGGAAAGAAUUGUUACUCUGCAGGACGUAACAUAUGAUUUAUAAUAAAAACUUUCUUAAAUUCUUUGUAUACAUACUUGCAUAUUAUAUGUAUUCUGGAUUAACCCUCCGUAGGCAGUCUCGGUCUUUUUUGUUUGAAACGAAAUUCUUAACCUCAAAUUUUUUUGUUCACUUUCAAACUUUUAUUAAAUAAAAAUUUUAACAUUGAAGGAAUUAGUUAUUAUAAUGUAGGAAUGUGCUAAAGUAUUAUAACUAGUGCCCGGAUUAAAGUUCUCAGAUCGAAUCAACCGUAGCCAGUUCUCCCCACUGUGUUUGCACAGCAAUUCAGCAUAAAUAAAACGCUGAUAAAAACAAAUAACAUUGAAUCUCUUUGUCUCGCGAAAACAAAAUUCAUCCUUUUCAUGACAUUUCCAGGGUUAUAUAUUUCUUAGUUCUACAUUAUUUUUCUUUUUCACUGUAUUGCUUGACUGUACACUUGUUGACUAAUUUUGUUAGAGUAUCUGUCUGCACAAAUUUCUUAUUUUAAAAAUAAAUAAAAUAAAUAAGCCUCUGAAAAUGUGAAUCAACGAACAUAUGAACAUCUUAUGUUGGUUCUUACGGCAUUUAUUUAUUAUUUAUUAUUUUAAAUAUUUGAUUUUUCAUUUUAGUUACCAUGAAUAGAAAGCGGCAAUUUAUUCCAGAAAAAAGCCUAGAAAUUUUAAAAAAAUUUGGAGAAAAUGUUUUUUCCAUUAAUAACGAUAAAAUAUUUUGUAAAAUAUGCCUCAUCGCAAGCAGUGCUUUUGUUAGACAUAUAGCUUCUAAAAAGCAUACGGAAUACAUGAAUAUGCAGUAUGAAUCGUCUAAUGCUGAGAACACCCUGGUAAUUCCCUGAUGAAAAUUUUCGAUAGAAAUUGAUAGAAAACUGAUUCUAUCAAUGAUUCAUAUUUGUGAAUUCACGAACCAAAAAUCUAUAUUUAAAAUGAUAUAAUUCUUAUUUUAUCAUUUUCUAUCAAAAAUUUUAUUAUUAUAAAUUGUUUUCUAUCGUUUUUUGAUAGUGAAGUGAGCUGUGAGAAACUCGCUACGAUCGACUCGAAAUGGUACGUCGGCCGGCGGUAAAUUCGGGCUCUAAUUAUAACCGUGAAUUUUUCCUUAGCUUUCCUAGUUUGUGCUAUAUGACACAGAGAGACGGUCAAAGGAUAACCUUAAGAUCGACUUAGGACUUGGACGACCUAAGGACGUCCUUAGGCUCGGCUUAGGACUUAGAUGUCCCAAGGACGUCCUUUGGAUACGAUCAUGGUAUAAGGACAAGGGUAUGCUCGUCCGGUGGUAGACCACUGCGCAGGUCAACAAGCAUACGUCACAUUCGGCCAGCUUCGGCUAUUUCCUGAGCGGUUCGUGUUCGUGAAAUAUGGCCACUAUACACGUGCUGUAUGGAUAACUUACAUCCGGCUAGCGUCUGUGUAGUGUGUUUUAGUGAGAAUUGUGAAUUUAUUGCGAAGAAAAAAAUGAGCUGUGCAGUGAAAGGAUGUACGAACCAUUCUCGGAAAACGAAAAAUAUACCUGGAAAAAAGGUGCAAUAUUUUUCAUAUCCAAAAGAUAGUGCAAUUGCUGCAGAGUGGCGUAAAGUCUGUGCAAAACAAGACGACUGCGUUAUUAAAGGUAUGAUACUGCGAAAGUAUUUUGUGAUAUUAUUAUUUAAUAGAUACAACCAACGUGAAUAUAAUAAAAUAUACAUUGUUUUGUUUAGGGAGAAUAUGUUCGAUUCACUUCGAACCUUCGUGCUUCGAGAAGUCUCUACAGCAACAACUAUUGGGGUAUUCUCCAGCAAGAGUACGCAAGUUGCGAUCUGAUGCAACUCCCACGUUACAUUUAUGUAACGAGUCAUCGAUUGUGACUGAGUUAGAUACAUCAUUGCACAUCGACAAUGUAUCAGAAGUUGUGGAUACUAUUGUUGAUGCAACACCAACAACAUCAACUGCUGCAACGGACCUAUGUAGCCAUGCUGAUGACGCCAGUUCCGUACAAAAUCUGCAAAGGGAAUUAGCAGAAAUGAAAAAGAAGUUGCAGAAGUACGAGGAGAAAGAGAAAUUGGACAGUGAUAAUCAUCAGCAGCAAUUAACAGCGAUGAAGGAAAAGUUAUCGGAGUACAAAGAACAACGGAAUCGAGAGCGUGAAAUGUUCGAGGCAAAGAUAUACGACGUACUGAACAAAGUUUUCACGCCAGGACAAAUCCGAUCAUUGCUGAAUCCAUCCAAAAAACGCGUGAUAUGGUCUCCCGAGGACAUAGCCAGUGCUAUGUCGUUAAGAAGCGUUAGCCCGAAAGCAUACAGAUAUUUGCGAAACGUUAUCAAAACGCCUCUCCCUGCUCUUUCAACUCUUAGAAGGUGGGCAAGUAAUAUUAGUACAGAGCCUGGUAUCAUAAAUGCAGUGCUUCAUUGCAUGAAAGUUAAAGGAAAAAGCAUGGAAAAUUUCGAAAAAUUGGUUGUCGUAACGUUCGAUGAGGUGUAUUUAUCGAAUAAAGUAGGUAUCGAUCGUAAAAUCCAAAAAGUGAUAGGACCGCAUAAGACGUGCCAGUGCGUUAUGGUACGGAGUUUGUUUGCAAAUUGGAAACAGCCUAUAUAUUACGAUUACGACAAGGCGAUGAAAAAAGACACGCUUGAAACUAUUAUUUCGCAAUUAUAUCACGUUGGUUACACAGUUGUAGCGAUUGCAUGUGAUAUGGGUUCGAGUAACAUGGCACUAUGGUCGGAAUUAAAUAUAGAGGUACCACCGAAAAAUUGUCACUUUCCUCAUCCUGUUGAUCACAGUCUACAAGUGUUUGCAUUUGCAGAUGUGCCGCACUUAUUGAAACUGGCAAGAAAUCAUUUGCUUGAUAACGGAUUUACCGUCUGUGGACAGCGUAUUGACAAGAAAUGUCUCCAGCGAAUAGUAGACAUUAAUACAAAGGAUAUAAAAGUGUCGUAUUCUCUCACACAAUAUCAUCUCGACGUUCAAGGAACAGAACGACAGAAAGUACUCCCCGCUGUACAGGUAUUUUCGGAACGUGUUGCGAAAGCUAUUGAAUGGUACGGAUUGAAAGGUUAUAUGGACAAACUAGACUGGACAGAAUCAGCGCGCGUUAUUAAAUUAUUCAACAAUUGGUUUGAUAUUUUUAAUGCUAGCAGUAUGUAUGGGCAACAUGAGGGAAAAAAUGCAUACGGUAUUAAUGUAGAGAGGCAAAAUUGUAUAUUAGAUGAAAUGAACACGCUCAUGAAUGAAAUUAAAAUUGGAAACCAUAAAAGUUUAAUAGCAUUUCAAAAAGGAAUCAUGGUAAAUAACAGUUCUUUGCGGAAAAUGUUGCCUUAUAUUCAGGAAAAGUAUUCCAAUUCUAAAUUUAAGAUCAUGUACAUUUUGACGAGGCGUUUAGACUAGGACGUACUUGAAAACUUUUUCUCUUUUAUUAGAGCCGUUGGCGGUACAUAUGACCAACCAACAGCUGUAGAUUUUAAGUACCGAAUAAAAAAGUAUAUUUUAGGCAAGCAUUCGACCAAUCUUUUUUGCGGAACUAGUAACGUAACUGCAGAAGAACCUGAUAUAUCUUGUUUCGUAUCUCCCCUUGCGAGCGAUUCUUCCAUAGUUUUAAGCGAAAUGUUUGAACCGUAUAUAUUACAUGACAAGCCAACGAAUUUUGCAGAAGAGGAACUGUGCACGGAUUGUGAGGUAAAUAAUAAUGUUCCGGUUUGUGAUACAUCUACAUUUCAUCCAAGUCUAGAAGAAAAUUUACUUUUAAAGGCGUUGGAUGAAAUGGACAUUGUAGACACUAUCGAAGAUGAAGGUCUCAAAUAUAUCGCGGGUUAUGUAGCAUAUCGUUUCAAACAUAAAUAUAAUAAUUUAGGGGUUGAAACUGCCGAUAUGCCUGUUGUAGCCGAUGUAGACUGGGUACAGUUUAUCUCAAGAGGUAAAUGUAUGUAUCCAUCAGACGACUUAUUAAAGGCUGCGCGAAUCAUGAAAGUCGAGUUCAGUAAAUACCACGGAUCGAGUCUUUGCAAAGAUAAAUGGAUCUUUGAAAAGCUCGCCGAUAUAGUCACAUCACAGAUUGAAUCGAUCGAACUACCACGCGAUGUAAUAUUAUGUCUCGUUCGAACACGGACUUAUAUUCGGAUUCGCGAAAUCAAUCGUCAAAUAAGUGUUCAAAAUAGAUGUAAAAAUAAGAAAAAGAAAUUAAUUAAAUUUACUAAUAAUAAAACAUAAUGGUACGCAUCUUCUAUUUAUUUAUGUAUGUAUUUAGUUUAGGAUUAAAGAGCGAAUAGAUUGUAAGUGCGCGCGUGGAAUGGAUGGAUGAAUGGUAUAAGUAUAAUUUGUAAACCAAGUCCCUUUCUUAGCAAGUAACUGAAGUGAAAUAAAGUAAUAAAUAAUGGUA